GGGAGUAAGAUGGCGGCGGACAGAGGGAGCUCGAUUUUAUACGCGCUGCUGAGAUUUUUUUAUUCACUAUUCUUUCCUGCACUAAUUAUAUGUGGAGUUUUGUGUGUAUGUUUGGUCAUUGGCCUUUGGAUAAUCAGGCGACAUCUACAGAGAAAGAAAAAGUCAAUGUCAACAAGCAAAAAUGGAAAAGCUCGAACGGUGGUUGCCUUUUUCCAUCCCUACUGCAAUGCGGGCGGCGGAGGAGAGAGAGUUCUAUGGUGUGCUCUGAGAGCCCUGCAGAUAAAGUAUCCUGAAGCUGUGUAUGUUGUGUAUACUGGUGACGUCGAUGUCAGUGGUCAACAGAUACUAGAAGGUGCUUUCAGAAGAUUUAACAUCAAGUUAGUUCACCCAGUGCAGUUCGUUUUCUUAAGGAAACGCUACCUUGUGGAAGAUUCUCGUUACCCUCACUUCACAUUGCUAGGCCAAAGCCUUGGAUCCCUUUUCCUCGGCUGGGAAGCUCUGAUGCAGCGCGUCCCUGAUGUCUACAUCGAUUCUAUGGGCUACGCUUUCACGCUCCCUCUGUUUCGGUAUGUGGGGGGGUGCCGAGUCGGGAGCUAUGUUCACUACCCCACGGUCAGCACUGACAUGCUCUCGGUGGUGAAGAAGCAAAACCCUGGGUUUAACAACGCAGCCUUCAUUAGCAGAAAUGCUCUUCUCAGCAAAGCAAAGCUCGUCUACUACUAUUUAUUUGCUUUGAUUUAUGGCCUUGUUGGUUCUUGCAGUGAUGUAGUCAUGGUGAAUUCUUCUUGGACACUAAACCAUAUUCUCUCACUGUGGAAAGUUGGGCAUUGCACUAACGUUGUUUAUCCACCUUGUGAUGUGCAGGCAUUUCUGGACAUCCCCUUACAUGAGAAAAGGGUGACCCCAGAGCACCUGCUGAUUUCCAUUGGCCAGUUCAGGCCUGAAAAGAAUCAUGCUUUGCAGAUCAAAGCCUUUGCCAAAUUGCUGAGAGAGAAGGCGGCUGAGUCACGCCCUUCACUUAAACUUGUCCUUAUUGGAGGGUGUCGAAACAAAGACGAUGAGUUUAGAGUAAACCAACUGAGAAGACUGUCUGAGAACUUGGGAGUUCAUGAAGAUGUGGAAUUUAAAAUAAACAUUCCCUUCAGUGAAUUGAAGAAUUACUUGUCUGAAGCAACGAUGGGUCUGCAUAGCAUGUGGAAUGAGCACUUUGGGAUUGGAAUUGUCGAGUGUAUGGCAGCUGGCACAAUCAUCCUUGCACACAAUUCAGGAGGCCCAAAGCUUGACAUUGUUGUUCCUCACGAAGGACAAAUAACUGGAUUUCUGGCUGAGAGUGAAGAAGGCUAUGCUGAAACCAUGGCUCAUGUUCUUUCUCUGUCUGCAGAAGAGAGACUUCAAAUCAGAAAAAAUGCUAGAGCAUCUGUAAGCAGAUUUUCUGACCAGAACUUUGAAGUAGCAUUCCUGUCUUCCAUGGAGAAGUUACUUACAUAAUGCCAAAUCUGUGCACAUUCUUGAUAAUUCAUCCACAGUGGAGCUGCAGAUGUAGGUAGUGCGGAGCAUGUGUGUGGUGUCUGCGAGGUCCUGAGUUCUGUCUCCAGCACCAGAAAGUAAAAGGAAAUGCCUCGUUUGGAAACACCUUCAGAUGUACAUAUUUUCUUUUUAUUUAUCUUAAUGUAUGAGUGCCCUAUCUGCAUGUAUGCCUGCAGGCCAGAAGAGGGCAUCAGAUCACAUUAUAGAUGGUUGUGAGCCAUCAUGUGGUUCCUAGGAUUGAACU
Molecule: messenger RNA, 1771 nt
Organism: Acomys russatus (golden spiny mouse)
Lineage: Eukaryota; Metazoa; Chordata; Mammalia; Rodentia; Muridae
Gene: Alg11
Product: ALG11 alpha-1,2-mannosyltransferase
Exons: 4
Coding region: 10-1488 (492 amino acids)
Biological process (GO): protein N-linked glycosylation
Cellular component (GO): endoplasmic reticulum membrane
Molecular function (GO): GDP-Man:Man(3)GlcNAc(2)-PP-Dol alpha-1,2-mannosyltransferase activity
Source: RefSeq, a predicted model, not a curated record